UCAUUGUAUUGACUAUUGACUGAUUCUGAACACAGAGAAUAAUGUAUAAAACUAAUUUAUCGUUUAAUUAUCUUAGUUCUUGUUAAAAUAUAUUGUAGCAUAUCUUAGUUUAAGUGUAAUAAUGCCUCCGUUUACGUAAAAGUGAAAGAAGACAGCCCGUCGAGUGCUACGCGGCCAUUUUACUUGCAAUGCGGCAACGGUGUACGGUCCGCCAUUGGAAACGGCCAGUGUCUUUUUCUGUGUGCAAGAUUUGUAUUUUGUCGAUUUCCUCGGCAUAGAAACAAAGGUUAACCAUGUGUGAUAAAAGUGUAGUGCGGACUUUAGUGUAGUGAAGCACGGUGGUCGGGUGUUUCGAAUAAUGUGCGAACGAUGGAAAACGAAGUGAAGCAGCGGAAUCAGAGAAACAGGCGAAGGGAGCGGGCCCAGCGCAUGCAAGCACAGCGAGAGAGUAAAGUUAAGGAUGGGGACAGCGGCGAGGACGAGUCUCCGGCCAGAGAAAAGCCGCCUCGUCCUCCGGCCAGGAGGAAGAAGUCGAGGGAGCCCCUCGGAGAGGAAGACAUCAUCGAUGGUUUCGCCAUAAUGGCAUUUCGCACCUACGAGGACCUCGAGGCUGCCGUAAAAUGCGCUUCCUCACCCCGCACCAUCGCGCUGUCCACCAAGCCCCGGUUACCGUUGGCUGCGCUUGCAGGCGACGCAACCCGCAACCACGCCACCAGCAACGUCAAUUCACAUGGUAUAACGCUGCUUCAAGACGCUGGCACGUCGGAUGAUAGUGGACGGGCAUCAGAAAGACUCACGGGCAGUUCGGUGGCACCUCGGGAUCCCGAUUCCUCUCGCGACCGGCUUAGCGAUGCCAGUAGCCGCUGUAGUUCCGGAAAAGGCUAUAUCUGUGAUAGUGAAGGCGACGACGAUAAGGCUAGUCCAGAAAAUAGCAGAAAUGCAUCUCCUAGAUAUCACGACGUGUCGAUGGAUGAUGCGUCGGACGCCGGCUCUCUGUUCCGGGUGACGGGCGCGGGCGCGGGUGUGGGCGCGGGUGUGGGCGCAGGCGCGGGCGGCGGCGGCAAGAACGAGCUGGUGGCGCGCGGCGGCAGCGGCGGCGCGCUGGCUCUGUCGCGCGCGCCCGUCGGCGGCAGCGCCAGCCCCGCGCCCGCGCCGCUGCCGCAGCCCGCGCCGUCGCCCGCGCCCGCUGCGCUGCCGCCGCCCGCGCUGCCGCCGCCACCCUUCCGUGCCGACACGCCGCACCGCAACAACGGCGCGCACAUCCCCGCGCACGACGGCCAGGCCGCCACGCAAGUGCCCGCCCGGCCCGUCGGCGCCGCCGGGCCCGACACGCCCGAGCGCCCGGCCAACAACAACAACAAGUUGCAGCCGGGCGCGCGCGCCGCCGCCGACAGCCCGACGCCCGCCCCGCCCGCGCCGCCCGCGCCCUCGCCGCUCUUCCCCACGCACACCGCCUACCAGUCGCACGCGGCCGCGGCGCUGCCCGACUACCGGCACACCAACCACGAGACGCGGACCGAGCCGCCGCCGCCCGAGCCGCCGCACGCGCCGCUCGACCUCCACGCGCACCAUCCCGCGCCGCGCCCGCCGCACCCGCCGCACCUGGCGCCCACGGCGACCCCGACCACGCACCCUAGUCUCCCGAAUCGCGUCCCCCACUCGCAACCCCACCCUGUGAUACCCGGCCACGACGUGCGGAACGCGUCGCCGGCGCAGACCCAGGUGCAUCCUUCCGUUCCUACCUCGUUCCCCAACCGCAUCGUGUCAAACGGCGUGCCGCAAAGCGUCGCGUCGCAGACGCCGCCCGCGUCCACUCCUACCAGUCUUCCGAGUCAAAUAUCUUCCGGCCGACCGAUGUCUCCGGUGGCCCCCAUUUCCCGCCCCUACCCUACCCCGUCUAUCGGGUCUAGUCAUGUAAACUCGAGUAUAAGUUCCAGUAUUCACAGCCAUUCGGUACCCUUCCCGGGUCAAUCGAGUUUACAGAAACAUUCCGUGCAGCCGAUGUAUCCGAAUCGACCCUCGCACCACACGGCUUUCAGUGUGGCGAACCACAUAUCUGCCAAUCACCUGCCGCCCACUUCCGCAUCGAAUCCACCGGCCGCUAUGCAUUUCAGUCAUCCUCUGAGUCACAGUAUUAUGAGCCACGCGAAUAUUCCGAUGAGCAGUUCCAACCCAUCGGCGACGUCGACGCCGAACCACAUCAGCUCGCCGCAUUUAUCGAGCACCACGACCACAAGUACAAUAUCAAGUUUCACGCCGAGUAUAAAGCACCCAGGGUUGAGUUUGCCUCCGCACCCGGCGGCCUUAGCGCCGGCGGUGUCGUUACAUCAGCCUAUGAACAUAGACCCCGUUCCGAUUUCGAGCGCACCGACCGUGUUAACUCCGGCGUCCAGUAGCAGUAGUGUAAGCAGUCACCCGAUAGUGCCACCAAUAGUGCCGCCCGUAGUGGACUCCAGGCAAUUACCCGCUAUCAAUGAGAUGCCGGCGCGAACUGAAAGUGCCACCGUGAGUUCUGCGAUGGUGACGAAUGGCUACCCUCCGCCGGCCGUGUACGCGGCAGGCUCCUACCCCGCCUUGUACGCUCCCUACGCGCCCACUCUCCAACACAGCCCCUACCUACCGCCGUCCGCCGCGUCACCGAGAAAUACUGCUGACACGCGGACAAGCUUGUCGGCAUCGCCGCUGGUGGCCCCCAAGACGCCGAAAGGCGUGCGGCCCCACACGCCGGGUUCACUGGGCGCGGCGGGGGUACACGCACCGCUCUCAUACUCGCCUCGGGGUCACAGCCCAAGCAGGGAGCGAGAGAGUUUCAGCAGCAACAUCAGCAGUCUGUCGCGCAGCACGCCCGCGUCGGGCGGCACAGGCGCCGCGCCCGUGGUCUCGUCGGCGCUCACGGCGCCCAUGCCCGCGCCGCUCGUGGCCCCACUCGCGGGACCCUUACCAGCACCUUUACCUGGUCCAGUUCCAACGUUAGGCGUUUCAAGUGCACUAGGUCCAUUGUCUACGGGGCUCAGCUCGCUGACUGGGCUGGCUGCGCCCACGCCCACCGCGCCGACGCCCGCCGCGCCGCACCUGGCCCACUCCCUGGCGCCCGUGCCCACCGUGCCUAGCAUUAGCUCCAGUGCCAAGCCGCCCGCGCACUGGGGGGUAACCAGGUCCACAGGCGCAGAGCGCGCCGGAUUUGCGCCCGCGCCGCCGCUGUUCGGAGCGCCGCUGCCUCCGCCUAACCCCAACCCCUUCUCUGCAGAGUCACUAUUUCAAACCAGUCCUGGUGCGGAUCUCCUCCGGCGGGAGCUGGACAACCGGUUCCUGGCGGCGGCGGGCGCGGUGGGCGUGCGCACGGAGCUGCACCACCACCAGCACCAGCACACGCACGUGCACCAGCACCCGCCCGCCACGCACGCGCCGCACGCCCCGCACGCGCCGCACGCCCCGCACGCGCCGCACGCACCGCACGCGCCACACGCGCCGCACCAUCCGCAUCAACUGCUGAUGCCCCACGCACCGCUGUUCAAAGAUGUUGGAAAAAUGACGUCCCUUUACCGAACAGGCCUCAGUCUCGGUUACCCGUAUUCUUCAAGUUUACUGCACCCCACGGCGCCCUACGUGCCGCCCGCGCCGCUCACUACGUACGCUCCUAAGCCCGUAGUGUCGGCCGCAAGUGACUCCGCUACUAAACCACCACCACCACGUGCCGCGCUCGCGAAAACCGGCAAGUGGAACGCCAUGCACGUGCGGAUCGCGUGGGAGAUCUACAACCAUCAGCAGAAGGAGAAGACCGGCGGCGCGGCCGUCGCCGUCGGCGACAAGGACAAGCUGCGCGCCUUCCCCGCGCCCGCGCCGCCGCCGCCCGCCUACCGCUCGCCCUACGAGCUGCCGCCCGCGCCCUACCUGCCGCACCACGCGCCGCUCGGCCUCGUGCGCUACCCCGCGCGCCCCGCGCUGGCGCCCGCCGAGCGCCACCUCGGCGUGCCGGGCGUGUCGCCCUUCGCGCGCUACGGCGCCGGCGCCUUCCCGCCCGCGCCCGCGCCCUUCGGCUUCUCCGCCUACAGCCGCGAGCUGGCGCUGUCGUCGCUGCACGGCAUGCACCACGCGCCCGUGGGCUCGCUGCACGACGCGUGGCGCGGCGUGCGCCCGCCCGCGGCCGCGGCGGCCGAGGUGCGCCGCGAGCACGAGGAGCGCGAGCGCGCGCGCCGCGAGCGCGAGGAGCGGGAGCGGCGGGAGCGCGAGGAGCGCGAGCGCCGCAAGCUGCGCGAGCAGCGCGAACGCGAGAUGGAAAGGGCGCGGACGCGCUCGCCGCUGCGGAACGGCGCGCCUGAAGCUCCCAAGGAGGAGCGGAAGGAGCCGCCGCGGCCGCCGCCCGGCCUGCCCGCCUACCCGCCGCCGUCGCACUGGGACCCGUACCGGUUCGACCCGCUGCAGCACAUGCGCUUCGCGCCGUUCGUGGAGGCGGCGAUCCGCGCGGAGGAGGACCGCGCCAAGAUGCUGAACGCGUACGCGCACCACCAGCAGCUCAAGGCCGGCCCGCUGCUGCACCGCUCGCUGCCGGGCGCGCCGCUGCCGCCGCUGGGCGCGCACCCGGCGCUGGGCCCGCUGGCGCCGCUGGGCCCGUCGCUGGCGCCGCUCGACCUGCUCAAGAAGGAGGAGCCGCGAUGAUAGCGGCCGCCCCCCCGCCCCCCGUGUACAUAGCGAGAGUGACAGUUCGAUUAGUUCCGUGUAUCGUUUCGCAGUAUCGGUUUAGAGAAUUAUUUAUUGUAACGUCGCUUGCGGACCCCCGGCGCCCGCCGGUGUCAUGUGCAAUAUAGGACGAGAGCGACCCGCGUCGCCGCCAGCCUGUACACUAAUGCUUGUUUAUUUACAUGAAAAUAUCUAUCGAGUUGUUAUUGUGACCAUAAUUAGUUAAUUAUACAUUAAAACGCUGAAUUAUGUGAAAGAUAGGAUUAUCGGAAUCACUAUCGAUAUAAUUAUACAUAUUUAUAUAUACCUAUAAAUAAAAUGUAAAUAUUAGCUGUAAAUUAGUGUUAAAAUAUAGAAUCGGUUUAUUUAACGUCAUACAAAAGAAAAAAAACCCAUAAAUUAUUAUUCUAUCGGAAGUUCAAAUUACACUUCCGUUAAAAAUCUCAUAAUGGAUUUUCAAUUGUACCAGUGGAGGAUUAUUUAUUUAUUUAUACUUAUUUCACUUUUCAAGUAGUAGGAUCUACAUUUUUUGUUACAGUAACAGUUGACAUUUCUUAAUGCAUUUAAAAUAUGUGAUAUUAUUAUAUUGUGAAAUACAUUUUGUCUGACUCCCAGAGUAGUGUAUUUGCAGCUAGAUAAUGUAAUAAUUAAAAUCAUGUUAUCUAUUUCCUAACUUAUUUUCAUAAUAGUACAUGUUGAGCUAACGAAGCUUCCAUAAAAUUAAAAUAUGUUUAUCGUUUACCUUAUUGAACUCAAUGUGUGCCAUUAAAGUCUUACAUUAAUGGACGAUAAGUCAGACAAAAUUGGAAUUGUGAAUUAUAAAAACCUGUUUUAGGGCACAUUUGAUGAUUGUGUUUUCAUGAUUUUGUGAAGGGUAACUCAGAAAUGUAUUAUAGUUUAUACAAAAAUCAUUCUGUAUACUAAAAGUAAAUGAAAGCUUGGUGCGAUUCAGAAAAUACCAUUAAAACUUUUGAUUUUUAUACCAA
Molecule: messenger RNA, 5663 nt
Organism: Bicyclus anynana (squinting bush brown)
Lineage: Eukaryota; Metazoa; Arthropoda; Insecta; Lepidoptera; Nymphalidae
Gene: tay
Product: fibrosin-1-like protein
Exons: 15
Coding region: 370-4656 (1428 amino acids)
Source: RefSeq, a predicted model, not a curated record